AUGGCGCGAACCAAACAAUCAGCACGCAAAAAUGCUUCUCCCUGCACACCAUACUCUUCAUCUUCUUCAUACGAAUCCUUGGAACGCUCACCAUCUCCACCACCUCGACCAUCACCACCACACACCUCCUCUGCCUCUUCUCCUUCUAACACCAGUCAAGAAAUCCUCAACCUCAGUCCUCUGUCUACUCUUCUUCCACCACUGUAUACUUGCCCCACACCAAACUUUGCUCAAGUGCCUCCACAUUUACGCACUCAAACUACUCCUCUACGACGCUCCAUGCGAGUUCAAUCUGGAAUUGGAACUUCAAAACCUUUGAACCCUAAACCCCAUUACUUCAUCAUCUCAGAUUUUGAGAGUGAUAAUUCCUCUAAUUCAUGCCCCCCCUCAGCAAAACCACCAACACAACCAGAGCCAUCAAUAAACACACCACAACAUCCAUCAUCAACUUCAGUACAAGCACCAACAACCACUAAACCUACCACACCUUCAAAAUCUGCCUUCUCCUCUGAACCCUCACAAUCAACUCCUCCACACCAAAAACGGAGAUUGAUCAAUGAAAUUAUCUCCCCUCCCACCAAACAAAAUGAACCCCUUUCUCAACCCAAACCACAAACCAAACCCAUGAAACACAAAACUACAAUGACCAUUGCUCAAUACCUUGCUCGCAAAAAACUUCCAAAUCCUCAGAGAAGAAAAACUCUUGCCCCUAAACAAAACCUAAAAAAUCCCACCUCUCCAGAACAUUCUCCACAACGUUCUCCACCCGAACCUCAAGAACGUUCUCCAAUUCUGGAAUGCUCUCCCAUUCAAACUCCUGGUUGUCCUCCAUCACAAGAACAUUCUCAAAAUCAAGAACGUUCCCCUACUCACUUCGUCCCUCCUACAGAACCCUCUACACACACACAACCUUCCCCACCAACUCACACCAAACGUUCUCCAUUUCCUCAAUCUUCUUCUACUUCCACUUCAUCUGCCUCUGAACCGUCUCCUCCCUCUAAGAAACCCAAACAAACUACUCCUCCUCUGAUCUCCCCUGACAAAUCUAAAAUUUUCAAAGAAAAAUGGGCUCAACGCCCAGUUGGGAUUGGACAAGUCUUUGUUUCUGACAAUCUCGUGGUUGACGACAAUGCUGUUUAG
Messenger RNA from Cicer arietinum (chickpea), 1140 nucleotides. The record is from RefSeq and is a predicted model, not a curated record. NCBI's taxonomy places the organism in Eukaryota, Viridiplantae, Streptophyta, Magnoliopsida, Fabales, Fabaceae.